Messenger RNA from Triticum urartu, 1117 nucleotides. Lineage: Eukaryota; Viridiplantae; Streptophyta; Magnoliopsida; Poales; Poaceae. The record is from RefSeq and is a predicted model, not a curated record.
AUGGAGAACCCCGACGGCCACGCAGAAGCUGACGUGGGGGAAGGUCUGGGCAGCGACCUCCUCGACGAUGCCUACGACACCGGCACCGGCGCAACCACCUCGCGCGCCUGCGCGGCCGGUAUUCUUCCCCGGCCGUUUCCCGAGCCACCACGCACCUCCUCCCCUGCCGCUCCGCCGCCAUGCCGGGACGGCGUACUGGGCCUUCCUGGACGCCGAGGACCGGCGGGUCAAUGCCGCCGCCCACUCCGGCCUCCACCACACCAGCCCGAACCAUUGCUCGUGGGCGCGCGGGGAUGGAGAACCCCGACGGCCACGCAGAAGCUGACGUGGGGGCAGCAGUCGUAUGAGUAUGUGGAAGAGGCUAGGUUACGGGAUGUUGUCACCUUGGAUUGCUUAGACGUCGAUGCUUGGACCGCACUUAUUGAAGAGACGGAGAGGAUUGCUGAGAGCGAGAUAUUAAAAAUACGGAAAGUGUAUGAUGCAUUCCGUGUGGAGUUCCCUCUGUGCUUUGGCUAUUGGAAGAAAUAUGCAGAUCAUGAAGGCCGUCUAGAUGGUGUCAAUAAAGUUUUUGAGGUGUAUGAACAGGCAUUUCUUGCAGUUACUUAUUCAGUGGACAUAUGGUGUAAUUAUUGUCAGUUUGCGAUCUCAACAUACAAUGACCCAGAUGUCAUCAGAAGACUGUUUAAUCGGGGUUUAGCAUAUGUUGGAACAGAUUAUGGUUCCAAUACUUUGUGGGAUGAGUACAUCAAGAAUGAAGAAUCACUUCAAGCAUGGAGUCAUCUAGCUGUGGUAUACACAAGAAUACUAGAGCACCCUAUAAAACAGCUUGAUCGGUACUUUAAUUGUGUGCAGGCAUCCCAAAAUUUCGCUCCAGAUGACUCUUUUAUUCCACUGAAAAACACUCGCUCUAAACAACAUCACCAUGAAAUUAUUUGAUCUGGCAAGUGUUGUGUGUUGCGUCGGCUUUGAUUCAGUUGCAAUCGAGUUUGUGUUGUUAUCGCGGAAGAAUAUUGUUCUCACUUAUGGUGACUAUAUUAUUGAAAUUAUGAUCAAUGACUAGCAAUUUAUGCUAACUGACUGCUUACUUUGGGGAGUGUGUAUGACUGUCAUUUUUUAU